Myotis daubentonii (Daubenton's bat) is the source of this 3177-nucleotide messenger RNA. It is a transcript of the gene NCBP1, whose product is annotated as nuclear cap binding protein subunit 1. NCBI's taxonomy places the organism in Eukaryota, Metazoa, Chordata, Mammalia, Chiroptera, Vespertilionidae. Gene Ontology annotation, molecular function: RNA cap binding; mRNA binding; protein binding. Gene Ontology annotation, biological process: regulation of mRNA processing; nuclear-transcribed mRNA catabolic process, nonsense-mediated decay; mRNA export from nucleus. The record is from RefSeq and is a predicted model, not a curated record. Gene Ontology annotation, cellular component: nucleus; nuclear cap binding complex.
GGUCUGAAAUUGAGGCGGGGGCUACAGCGUCCCUCCCUGACCGCCCGCCUCCUAGCGUGGCUCGCAGCCCCGGGCUGUAGCUGGGUGAAGAGGUGUUGCUAUCUCCUGGCCCCGGAAGGACUUAGAGCGAAUGGCGGGAGAGGGGAGCCGCUAGAGGAAGCGCGAGGGGACGGUUGCGUGCGGACCUGAAGCCCGCGGCCUGGGGAGCCCCUAGACACCGCCGCGUCCAGCCGGCAGCGCCGCCUUGCGCUUCCGGGAGCCCGAGCGAGCGAGUGCGCCUGCGCGCCGGUCCCUCGCGCGCCUUGCCGCUGUCCUCGCGCCGGCCGGCGUUCCGACGGUUCCUUCGGUGCUUCCCGCCCGCCUGCUCGGCUCGGCAGCGCGGGGACGUGCAGCAUGUCGCGGCGGCGGCACCGGGACGAGAACGACGGGGGACCAACUCACAAAAGGAGAAAGACCUCUGAUGCAAAUGAAACUGAAGAUCAUUUGGAAUCUUUAAUAUGCAAAGUAGGAGAAAAGAGUGCCUGCUCUUUGGAGAGCAACCUAGAAGGCUUGGCUGGUGUUUUGGAAGCUGACAUUCCUAACUACAAGAGCAAGAUCUUACGGCUUCUUUGUACAGUUGCACGUCUGUUACCUGAGAAGUUGACAAUUUAUACAACAUUAGUUGGAUUGCUGAAUGCCAGGAAUUACAACUUUGGUGGAGAAUUUGUAGAAGCCAUGAUUCGUCAACUUAAAGAAUCUUUGAAAGCAAACAAUUAUAAUGAAGCUGUGUAUUUGGUUCGUUUUUUAUCUGAUCUUGUGAAUUGUCACGUCAUUGCAGCCCCAUCAAUGGUUGCUAUGUUUGAAAAUUUUGUAAGCGUAACUCAGGAAGAGGAUGUACCUCAGGUGCGACGGGAUUGGUAUGUGUACGCAUUUCUGUCAUCUUUGCCCUGGGUUGGAAAGGAAUUGUAUGAGAAGAAAGAUGCAGAGAUGGACCGCAUCUUUGCCAACACCGAAAGCUAUCUUAAAAGACGCCAAAAGACUCAUGUGCCCAUGUUACAAGUGUGGACUGCUGAGAAACCACAUCCACAAGAAGAGUAUUUAGAUUGCCUGUGGGCCCAGAUUCAGAAAUUGAAAAAGGAUCGCUGGCAGGAGCGGCACAUCCUAAGACCUUAUCUUGCCUUUGACAGCAUCCUGUGUGAAGCAUUGCAGCACAAUUUGCCUCCUUUUACACCACCUCCUCACACUGAGGACUCGGUGUACCCAAUGCCAAGGGUCAUCUUCAGAAUGUUUGAUUACACGGAUGAUCCUGAGGGUCCUGUAAUGCCAGGGAGUCAUUCUGUGGAAAGAUUUGUGAUAGAAGAGAAUCUUCACUGCAUCAUUAAGUCCCACUGGAAGGAAAGAAAUACUUGUGCCGCACAACUGGUGAGCUAUCCAGGGAAGAACAAGAUCCCCUUGAACUACCAUAUAGUUGAGGUGAUCUUUGCAGAGCUGUUUCAACUUCCAGCACCCCCUCACAUUGAUGUGAUGUACACAACACUUCUCAUUGAACUGUGCAAACUUCAGCCUGGCUCUCUACCCCAAGUUCUUGCACAGGCAACUGAAAUGUUAUACAUGCGUUUGGACACGAUGAAUACUACAUGUGUAGACAGGUUUAUUAAUUGGUUUUCCCAUCAUCUAAGUAACUUCCAGUUCCGUUGGAGCUGGGAAGAUUGGUCAGAUUGUCUUACUCAAGAUCCUGAUAGUCCCAAACCAAAGUUUGUAAAAGAAGUUCUAGAAAAAUGUAUGAGGUUGUCUUAUCAUCAGCGUAUAUUAGAUAUUGUUCCUCCUACCUUCUCAGUUCUAUGUCCUGCAAACCCAACCUGCAUUUACAAGUAUGGAGAUGAAAGUAGCAAUUCUCUUCCUGGACAUUCAGUUGCCCUCUGUUUAGCUGUUGCCUUUAAAAGUAAAGCAACCAGUGAUGAAAUCUUCAGCAUUCUGAAAGAUGUACCAAAUCCGAACCAGGAUGAUGAUGACGAUGAAGGAUUCAGCUUUAACCCAUUGAAAAUAGAGGUUUUUGUGCAGACUCUGCUACACUUGGCAGCCAAAUCGUUCAGCCACUCCUUCAGUGCUCUUGCAAAGUUUCAUGAAGUCUUCAAAACCCUAGCUGAAAGUGAUGAAGGAAAGUUACAUGUUCUAAGAGUUAUGUUUGAGGUCUGGAGGAACCAUCCACAGAUGAUUGCUGUACUAGUAGACAAGAUGAUUCGUACACAGAUUGUUGACUGUGCUGCAGUAGCAAAUUGGAUCUUCUCUUCAGAACUAUCGCGUGACUUUAUUAGAUUGUUUGUUUGGGAAAUCCUGCACUCUACAAUUCGUAAGAUGAACAAACACGUUCUGAAGAUACAGAAAGAGCUGGAUGAAGCUAAAGAAAAACUCGCAAGACAGCACAAACGGAGAAGUGAUGAUGAUGACAGAAGCAGUGACAGGAAAGAUGGGGCUCUUGAAGAGCAAAUAGAAAGACUGCAGGAAAAAGUGGAAUCCGCUCAGAGUGAACAAAAGAACCUCUUCCUUGUCAUAUUUCAGCGCUUUAUCAUGAUCUUGACUGAGCAUUUAGUACGAUGUGAGACGGACGGGACCAGCAUAUUAACACCGUGGUAUAAAAACUGUAUAGAGAGGCUCCAGCAGAUCUUCUUACAGCAUCACCAAAUAAUCCAGCAGUACAUGGUGACCCUGGAGAACCUGCUCUUCACUGCUGAAUUAGACCCUCAUAUCCUGGCUGUGUUCCAGCAGUUCUGUGCCCUACAGGCCUAAGGGUCCUUUUUCCUUUCAUGUCAAGAUUUUUUUUUAAAGUCUAAUUUGUCUUAUUUCGGAUGGUUUGAAUGCUUGCUUUCAUGUAGCUCCUUUCACUUUCUAAAGGAAACAGGGAGGACAGUGAAGAAUAUGACAUUGGUUGCCUGUAAUUACCCCUAAAACAAUAUUCCCUAAUGACAAUGUGACGAUCGAUGACCAUAGGAUGUAUUAUAUGUGACAGAUACAACUUUUCUGAUAGACAUUUUUUCUCCUUAAGGCACAAAAGAUAACUGAUUUGAGGUAUGUGAACCCUAGAGGUCAAGCUUACAAAGUAGUAUAUAGAAACAAUGGGUUUAUUACCAAGUAGCAUAGCUUUUCACAGCUUAUGGAUAACCUAACAUGGCUAAAAUAAAACUAAAAAUAUGUUUUUUA